AUGGACGGCGACAUGGACGACGCCGCGGUCAUACUGGCGCUUGCGCGUCUACGACUGGAGCUCGACGCGGUCGAGGCAGACACCAAGGCGAUUCGAUAUACCCUGGACUCGUUUAGCGUGGACCCACUCGUGCUCGUCGCGGGAAUACAGAACCAGAUGGAGGAGCAGGCGGACAUGACCCAGAAACACUUUGACGUGCAGAUACGCUUGAUGGAGCCGUUUUCCGGCGCAGACGUGGUGGCGCGGAUCGAGGAACUGAAGGAAUGGGAAACGGUGCUGGUCGGUGAACGUGAGAAGAUGCAUGUGGAGACUGGGCCUCAGGUGCGCGAGGAGGUGCCAGCGAAGGAAGGGAGGAAGACAGCGGCAAAGAUUACUCGGUCUGCACCCACUGCUCGCCCGCCUCCAAAAACCUCAGCUGCAACGAAGAAAUCCACUUCCAAAUCCCUUGCGACAAGCAAAGCCCCCACCCCUAAAAUUCUCACCGCCAAAUCUCUUCCCCCCAAAGCGCCCCCGAAAAACCCCACACCCAAAGUCUCUGCUAAGGAGCCCGCCUUCAAAGUCUCUGCCAAGGAGCCCGCCUUCAAAGUCACCACCAAGGACCCCGCGCCGAAACUCGCCCACUCGAUGUCCCCCAAAACUGUCUCCCCAAAGAAGCCCUCAGCCUUCAAGGUCACUACGCCUUCUACAUUCCACUCUCCACGCACUCUCCCACCGAAGGCCGCGAGCUCUGCCGCACGCUCGUCGCUUAUGCCCUCGCCGCCAACCGGGUUCUCGUCGUGGACGGAGGUUUACAGCACGGGCAGCAUGCUCGAGCUUGCCAAGGCGGAGGCACGGCUCGAUCGCGGCGACAACCCGGGCGGGACGUCAUCUUCGUCGGCGUUCUCAUAUGGGUCUGUAACAGUCGUGCCGAACCCAUGCAACCACUGUGUGUUCCAUGACAUACCGUGUCUCCGUAUCAGCAAAGAGGUACGCGGCGGUGUUACGCUGCGAUGUGUCCUGUGCCAAGCGAUGGCGUCGAGCACAAGUUGCCUAGGGCUGCCAAAUGCGCCGAAGCACGCGUAUGCGGACGCCGUCGCGAAGUAUCACAACUAUGCGAUUAAAACGGGGCACCGUCCAGGCGUGUGGAUGGGCCCAAAGGAGCCGGAACUCGACUUUGACAAAGUGCUCGAGGAGCGGGCGGAGAGAGCGGCGAAGCAGCCGAUUCCGCCGCCGCCGGAGGGAUUUGACAGCUGGUCGGAGGUCUACGCGGACGGGAACAUGCGCGUUCUGGCCAAAGCGCAGGCAAGGAGCGACCGCGGGGACAACCCGUGGGGGGCGAUAAACGGCCCGAAGAAUCGGUGUUUGUCGUAUGGGAGUGUGCGGGUACCAGAGGCGCCGUGCAAGAAGCCUCGCGCGGGGGGCGAACUGUGGCAGGCACAGCGCUGCAUCGUCUGCCAGGUCAAGUCUAGCCAGAGUUGUGUCCCCGCGGCGGACGCGGAGAAGCAUAAGUACACCGACGCAGUGGUCGCCUACCACAAUCACGCCAUAUCCAUCGACGCACGGCCGGGGAUGUGGAUGGGGCCCGGCGUGCCGCAGCUCGAUUUGCGCGCGCCGCCGCCGGGGCUGCGCGCGAGCAUGCGUGGGAAGAGAGGGGCGGAGGAGGGGCUAGAGGAGCUGUCUCUUGCGGGAACGGAUGCGCGGCCCGAGGCAAAGCGGGUGAAGAUUUCGGCGUCGGUGGCAGUGGCAAUGGAGGCGGAAGGUUAG
Molecule: messenger RNA, 1743 nt
Organism: Mycena indigotica
Lineage: Eukaryota; Fungi; Basidiomycota; Agaricomycetes; Agaricales; Mycenaceae
Exons: 11
Coding region: 1-1743 (580 amino acids)
Source: RefSeq, a predicted model, not a curated record